GCAUGUUGUCCGGGGAGUUCCAGUCCGUCAGCUCGCACUUGCACUUACACUAACCAACCAACCUGUCCCCCCUCCUCCCCCUGCCCGGGCCGCCGGUGGAUUAUUCCCAUUAAACGGACCAGUCCAUUUUACAACCUUCCCCAAUCUGACUUUAGUCGUGGCUAUUCCAAAGCCUCUCAAGUACGUGGGAUUUGCCGCUCCGCUGGGAGACGCGCCGAGAAACCUUCAAACUGGAUCUGGAAAUGUCUACGACCCUUUUAUCCGCCUUCUACGACAUCGACCUGUUGUACAAGAACGAGAAGGUGCUGAAUAACUUGGCCCUGAGUACCAUGCUGGACAAGAAGGCAGUGGGCAGCCCGGUGAGUUCCACCAACUCAAACCUGUUCCCGGGCUUUCUCCGUCGGCACUCUGCCAGCAACCUACAGGCCCUGAGCGGCAACACCAACCCGGCCAAGUUCUGCCCCAACAACAACCAACUAAAGGAGCCAGCUGCAGGCAGCACCGCCCUGCUUAACCGGGAAAACAAGUUUAGGGACCGCUCAUUCAGCGAGAAUGGGGAGCGUAGCCAGCACCUCUUGCACCUACAACAGCAGCAACAGCAGAAAGCUGGGGCGCAGGUCAACUCUACCCGCUACAAGACCGAGCUGUGCAGGCCGUUUGAGGAAAGUGGGGCAUGCAAGUAUGGGGAGAAGUGCCAGUUUGCUCAUGGCUUUCACGAGCUGCGCAGCCUGACCCGUCACCCUAAAUACAAGACCGAGCUGUGCCGCACCUUCCACACCAUUGGCUUCUGCCCAUAUGGGCCACGCUGCCACUUUAUCCACAAUGCCGAGGAGAGGAGACAAGCUCCUGGGGCUGGGGAGCGCCCCAAACUGCACCAUAGCCUCAGUUUCUCUGGCUUUCCUAACCACAGCCUGGACUCUCCCCUGCUGGAGAGCCCAACAUCCCGCACACCUCCCCCUCAGUCCUCGAGCUCCCUCUACUGCCAGGAGCUGCUACAGCUCAAUAACAACAACAACCCCUGUGCCAACAAUGCCUUUACUUUCUCUGGGCAGGAGCUAGGCCUCAUCGCCCCACUGGCCAUCCACACCCAGAACCCACCUUACUGCCGCCAACCUUCUUCUUCCCCACCCCUCAGCUUCCAGCCUUUAAGGAGAGUCUCAGAGUCACCUGUAUUUGAUGCCCCCCCUAGUCCCCCAGAUUCCUUGUCUGACCGGGAUAGCUAUCUGAGUGGCUCACUGAGCUCUGGUAGCCUGAGUGGCUCAGAUUCCCCAACCCUGGACUCUAACAGGCGCCUGCCCAUCUUCAGCCGACUAUCCAUCAGCGAUGAUUAAAGCCAACACGUUAUUCUUGUUCGUUAUGAGUGCUUAGAGGGACUCAGGAGGAGGGUGGCUCAAAGCAAGCACCCAUGUAAUCACAACAAAGACUCUCCACCCUACUCAGGAGUAGGGUGUUAUUUUUUUUUUUUCUCCACCUACCCCCAAGAACACACCUCCACUGAAACAGUGUGGACUCAGCACCCUGCUCUGGAGUAGGGCAAUCCCUCCCCAAUUCUGCAAGGACUGAGCACCCCAAGCUGGAGUAGGGUGGUACACCCAGCCAGUUACAGUAUGGACUCUGCACCCCACUCAGGAGUAGGGUAAAUUGGGCUACCAUGGACUUCUAACAUGGGGCUUUCACACUUCACCUUUUUGGCUGUUGGACAGCAACUCAGCACAUCCCAUGAUGGCAGUCGCUGGCUGGAAUGUUGGGAGUUGUAGAUUAACAGCCACUAUAGGGCAACAGACUUGGCAAAAAUGGGGGGGUUACCAACAAGCACCUAACUUCACAGAAAAAGACUUGCUCUGAUGUCAGGUGACUGCCCCCCCCACAUACAAUCCAGCCUUUCAAUCACAAUAUGAACUUAACACUUGAACUCUCCUGAUGCUGGCGCUCCUGUCCAUCUUGGGUUUGUUUCUGCCAUUCAUGUUUCUGCUAGUUUUAAAUAAGCUUGGGGGUGGCUCAGAGAACGGAAAAAAAAAAAUCUCAUUGAAAGCUGAACAAAAAGAAACCUUAUUUACAUAAAGGGCAAAUGUAACGUCUAGAACAAAAAGUUAUUUUUUAUAGAACUGUGGGGUUGAGCGAGGGGGUGGGGAGGGAAGGGGAUACUUUUAUGCACCAGCAACCAUUCCAACUCUUGAAGCAUUAUUGCAGCUUUCUUGAAGUUUAGCCUUUGUACACAGUCGUGUUCAGUAAUAAAAAUGGAGACAAUUCUGCCUAAGUGACCCUUCUGCUGCCAGAGGGCAUGUCCUGCUCCUGCCAGCAAACAGGUUUAAACUUUAUAAGCUUUUUCUUUUAGUUUUUUUUUUUUUUUUUUCUCUUUUUGUUCGAGUCCAACAUCCUGCCACGAAUAUGCCUUAACAACUAGCAACCCUCUAAGAUUUGCCCCCCUGUUUUUUUUUUUUUUUCUUUUUUUUUUUUCUUAAAUGCUAAAACUUCCAUUCCAAAGUCUUUUCAUCAGUUCCAUUUCCAUCGCUUAGUGGGCUGUUUAGCUUAGAACAAUGUAUUUUUUUUUCCUAUUUGGAAGCACUCAGUUGAGUUUAGUUUCAUUGUUGAAUAACUGCUGAUUUUUCUUUUUUUUUUUUUUUUUAUUAUUAUUAUUUUUAGCUGUCUGAGUUGCUUGCCUGUCACUGCACACAACUCGAUAUGAAAAAAAAAAAAAAAUAUUUAACUUAUUUAUUAUCUCGUGAAAAGUAUACAUUUGGUAAUUUGUUCAUACUGUAUUUAUGGGUAUGAUGAAAAAAAGCAAUAGAUAUAUAUUCUUUUAUUAUGUUUAAAUUAUGAUUGCCAUUAUUAAUCUACAAAAAUGUGGAGUGUAUGUUCUUUUCACAGUAAUAUAUGCCUUUUUUUGUAACUACACUUUAUUUUAUUGUAAAUGAGCAAAAAUCCUAAUUUAAGAGAUUGUAUGUAAUAUUUAUUUCAGUAAUUCCUUUCCUUGUUUACGUUUAAAUAGAAAAAAAAAAAAGUUUUUGGUUUCUCUAGAGAAAUCUAUCUCAAUGCUGUGGAAGAAGUUUGAGGAAUUUCUAAAGUUUUUGUUUAUUUUUUUUUUUAUAACCCCCUUCUCUUUGAGAUAUGGAAUCCCCCAUUCCCAACGUGAAUUUAUAAGCAGUAACAUUAGACUUGAGUGGCUCACUCUUUUAUGCCAACCAAAUUUUUUUUUUUUUUCUUUUUUUAAUGCCUAAUUCCACCACACUCACUGUGAAAGCAGUAAGUAUGUAGCAAUAAUUGGGGGGGAGGGGGGGUCCCAGUAUUAAAGUCACAGUGCCUUUCUGAAUAAGUCACACUUGCCUUAAAUCUCUCUGAACCAAAAGUAUUCUCUAAAAAACAAAAAAACAAGGUGUGAUUAUUUGAAUGUAGGGGAUUGGGAGUUUGUAAUGUUUUUACCACUCUUGUACUUAACGACACACCGGAUUGAUAAAACUUCAUGCAGUACAUGAAUGUUUGGGUUUUUUCAUUUUUUUUUUUUUUUUUUUAUGUAUUUGAUAAAAUUCCUUAAAUUUCCUGACAUUUAAAGCCAAUUUUUUUUUUUUUUUUUUUUAAAUUUGCCUGGAUGGUGAAUGAUCAAUUUUGAAAAAAAAAAGUUGCUUACUUUUUGGUUUGUACAUAGUAGGUACAGAUUGAGCACUAUGUACUCUUUAGUGGACUACUUUAACAUUAUUAUUAUUUGUUUUUUUUUUUUUUUUCCCUGAAUGUAACGAGCGGAGGAUUUGACCAUAAUUAUAUAUAUAUGUGUAUAUAUAAUUAGUCAGUUCACUAAAUUGUGAGAGUGUAACCUUUGUACUGUAAAUGUUUUGUAGUUCUCCCAAUAAAUUUUUUUGGAAAUAAAAA
Xenopus tropicalis (tropical clawed frog) is the source of this 3864-nucleotide messenger RNA. Lineage: Eukaryota; Metazoa; Chordata; Amphibia; Anura; Pipidae. The record is from RefSeq and is a predicted model, not a curated record.